AAAGUAAAUCAAAUCCAGCCGAAGAGAGAGAGAGAGACUUUAACCUGAACCUAGUUAGGUUGUUCCUUCUUCUAUGUCGAUGUCAGAAUCUCUAUUCUUCGAGCUCUAUCAAGUUUUUUUCUCAUCAAUUGGAGCUGCAUGGUUCCAAAUUCUGAGGUAAUUGUUUAUGUUCAACCCCACCAUAGCUACACUCUGCCGUUCUCUGCUUAAAAAAAUGAUCUCUUUUUUUUUCAAUUGAGUUAUUGACACGUUUAUCAAGGCCUUGGAAAUAUUCUUAAUUUUGACUGUGAAUGAGAAUUUUGGAUCUUGAUCCGGGGUGAAUUUUUGGGUCUGCUUCAGAUUUUUGAGCCUAGGGGUAUAUGUGGUUGAAACAAUUAAAUGUCUUGAUUGUUUGGUGGGUGUGAGGGUGGAAUAGGGGUCUGAAUCUGAAAUUUUGUUUAAUCUGGGGAUUUGAGGGAAUUAGAGGACAUGGAUUGUGUUGGGCAUUCUUCUGAAUCAGGGUCUAGUGUGUGUAUUGCUCAAUCAGUAGAGAAUGGAGUUUUUGGUGGAGAUGGGAGAUGCUGUAAGCAAGCUUCCUCUCCAAGGAGUGGAGGAUCAAGGAAUACUAGUCCAAUGGGCCGUGCUGUGUCCCGGAACACCAGCCCUUCACGGCAGAAGGUUGUUAAGACCAAGCCAAGGGGUUUGGAUGAGGAAACACUUGCCACAUUUGGUAAGGCAGUGCAUGUUGAUGUUCAAAUGGAGGAUAGUAUAUGGGCAAUGUUACCUGAGGACUUGUUGCAUGAGAUCUUAGCUAGGGUCCCUCCAUUUCUGAUUUUUCGGCUUCGAUCGGUAUGUAAACGGUGGAAUUCACUGCUUCAAGAUAGUACUUUUCUCAAAUUCCAUUCCAGUGUGCCAUCACAUGGGCCUUGUCUUCUUACAUUUUGGAAGAACACGCAGAUCCCGCAAUCUUCAGUCUUCAGCUUGCCACUGAAAACUUGGUAUAGAAUACCUUUCUCAUUUUUGCCACAGUGGGCAUUCUGGUUAGUUGGCUCCUCUGGUGGUCUUGUUUGCUUUUCUGGUCACAAUGGGCUAACGUUUAAGACCUUGGUUUGUAACCCCCUCACACAAACUUGGAGGGCAUUGCCUAGUAUGCAUUAUAAUCAGCAAAGGCAACUGAUAUUGGUUGUUGAUCGGGUAGAUCGGUCAUUUAAAGUGAUUGCCACUAGUGAUAUUUAUGGUGACAAGUCAUUGCCAACUGAGAUUUAUGACUCAAAAACAGACAGUUGGUCAGUUCAUCAGAUUAUGCCGGCAGUUAAUCUCUGCUCUUCAAAGAUGGCAUAUUGUGACUCCAGAUUGUACUUGGAAACCCUUUCACCACUUGGUUUGAUGAUGUAUAGACUAGAAACAGGUCACUGGGAACAUAUUCCAGCAAAGUUUCCACGCUCAUUACUGGAUGGGUAUUUGGUUGCUGGUACCCAGAAGCGUCUUUUUCUUGUUGGAAGGAUUGGCCUUUACAGUACUCUACAGAGUAUGAGAAUUUGGGAAUUGGAUCAUAAUGAAAUUACAUGGGUGGAGAUCAGUAGGAUGCCCUCACGGUAUUUCCGUGCUUUAUUGAGAUUAUCAGCUGAGAGAUUUGAAUGCUUCGGGCAGGAUAAUUUAAUAUGCUUCACAUCUUGGAACCAAGGGAAGGGCCUUCUAUAUGACGUGGAUAAAAAGAUCUGGUCUUGGAUUGGUGGGUGUGCUCUUCAGUCAUACAACAAUCAAGUUUGUUUCUAUGAGCCAAGGUUUGAUGCUUCUAUCUACUAAGCUAGAGUCUCCUGACAUGAUGUCAGAUGCACAUCAACAUUUACUAAACAGAGGUUUACCUGUGAUUUUCUUCUUGACGUGUUUUCUUUGAAGUGACAUGCUCUCUAACCAUUCAUAUUGUUAUUUCUUCACAAUGGGCUGAUUUGUUUAUCAUUUAAAUAUCUUACAAGUUACCAUGAACAGCAUGCCUGACUAUGAAUUCAGAUUUUGUGAAUGGAAUUGAUGGUGAAACAUAAUGCUAGCAGUAAUGUGACAGCUUGACUGGGAUUUAAAGCUGAUGUACACUGCUCAGUAAAGGUUAUAAACUUCUAAAUAAGGGUUGGAGUGUUUGGAAGAUCUAUGUGGCUGAUGGGUGAAUUUUAAAAGACAUUUUCUUCCCUGAACAUUGCCACUUGAAAAUGCUUAGGGCAUUGAAAUUGUGCAUCUUAAACUUCAACUGCUUCCAUGUUCGAUGGCUUAUCAGUGUAAUGUAACUGUUUUAUAACUUGUCUUGAAAUUGACCAUAUGUAAAUUUCUCAUGUAAAUGGAUUCUCCAAACUUCUUUUUUGAAAAAAAGAACUCAUGAAGAAAAUGUACUUUAUAAUCUUGGCAUCUUGAUCUUGAUCAGAUUAUAGAAAUUGAUCUAACUUGUUAGUUAUCUAUACUAUUGUGCUAGUCUCUGAUGCCAAUACUAAAAGUGUUUAAAGUUGAGAUAGGAUAUUCAAAUGAAUGCUAAGGCUAGUAUUUCU
Molecule: messenger RNA, 2513 nt
Organism: Abrus precatorius (Indian licorice)
Lineage: Eukaryota; Viridiplantae; Streptophyta; Magnoliopsida; Fabales; Fabaceae
Product: F-box/kelch-repeat protein At5g15710
Exons: 1
Coding region: 469-1785 (438 amino acids)
Molecular function (GO): protein binding
Source: RefSeq, a predicted model, not a curated record